This is a messenger RNA of Helicoverpa zea (corn earworm), 1556 nucleotides long. It is a transcript of the gene Slob, whose product is annotated as slowpoke-binding protein. The record is from RefSeq and is a predicted model, not a curated record. The transcript has 11 exons. NCBI's taxonomy places the organism in Eukaryota, Metazoa, Arthropoda, Insecta, Lepidoptera, Noctuidae. The coding region runs from base 1 to 1509 and encodes 502 amino acids.
AUGAAACAUAAAUUAGAGAAGUUAAGAUUGUGCGUUUUACGGAAAUCCGCGAAGAUGUUCAAUUUGUACCAGCAUAUGAAGGCGAAUAAUGAGGGGAAAGAGCAGAAAGAACCGGAGACGACCGGUCAUGACCGGUUUUAUCAGGAACGGCCGCGGAGUAGUUAUAGGAAGAAGAAACGUCGUGGUGCUUGCAGGAGAGCUCAAUCUGCAGCUGAACUCAACCCUGAGUCUAUCGCUGCAGCUAACAAACGAAAUGCGUUCAGAAUACGAUCAGUGUCCACUGACCGAGAAGAGAGUGAAGACGCUGGAAGGCAGGACGAUGGCGAAGGAUCAUCGUGCGCUUGUAGCUCAAAAGAGAAUUCAGAGCGUGCUCCGCUCGUUGCUCAGAAGAUAGACUCGUUGGCCAAGCUGUUGUUCAACAAGUCCAUCAUCGGGACUGGCUCCGGCAAGUCUUCGCCUUUGGAACCACCUGCGUCACCAAGAGUCGGCGACCGCUCCAUGGAGAGCUCAGCUGCUUUGGCUAUUUGUACAGAAUAUUUGGCACAGUCACCCAGAUACGAUUUACUGUCCGCUCUGGGUCCCAUCGGCUGCCGAACUAACAAGCAUUGGUUCGCAAUUCACGACAACUCCAUUAAAACCGACAGACUUCUAACUUUGAUGCCGCUAACUUCGAAAUGUCCCAUCGAGCAAGGCGAGCGUACAAAGACAUUGAUUAUGGAGUUAUUUCGAGCUCUCCACCAUCCGUACAUUUAUCCUGUGCUAGAUCUCGAACUGUGUAACGGCCAUGCUCUUACAGUGUUACCUUUUAACGCUAGAGGGAGCCUCAAGGAUCUAAUUUACAAGAGUAUGUGGAACGAAGAGUAUACUCGUAAGUACGGAACAACAGGCACUGGCCUUCCAGCGUGGCAGGUCGCGAGGUUCGGCCGGCAAAUGUUAGAAGGACUGCUGUUCCUUAAGGAGAAGGGGUUCCCUCCAUUUCGGCACUUGCAUUCAGGAAAUGUUGUAGUGCAGAAUGGUGUUGCGCGGAUAUGCGGUUUAGAGAACACUCUUAUAGGUGCCCAGCCGCGGUGUCCCAUAGCCCUUGCAGCACAGUUAGAACACGUCGAGGCGUUGUCUCUGGGACACGUGCUGUUUGAAAUGUGUGCCGGUGCUGAGAUUGACCUGUCAUUAUUACCAGACUUGCUGCCUAAUUAUCCUAAUGUGGUGGAGAUCAUUGAGCAGAUCUUCGGUCCUCGCACCCCCAGCCUGCACGAGCUGCUACUCUGCGAGCUCUUCAGGAAGAUAGAUCUGCGUGAGAUGAAGGGCUCCUGUUUACCGAACUUCAGCCAGCGUCUAUCCCGCUCGUGCCUGUCGUUGCUGGGCGAGGUGGCGCGGCGCACGCCGGGGUCGCCGCGCACGCGCACGCCGCCGCGCCGCUCCGUGCCCGCCUCGCCCGCCUCGCCCGCCACGCCCACGCAUCGGAGGCACUUCCCUACAGACCAGGAUUUCACUGAAGAGUGGCAGUGGUAGUAACUACACCUGUUCGAAAUUAUAUAUCAAUAAAUCUUAUACGAUAC